AUGGCCCGCAUUUACGCCAAAGCCGAGAGAGUAGUCAUAUGGCUUGGUACCACACAGGCUGAUUCCCUGACGUCAGAGAUUGCAAUGGAAGAAUUUGGAGACCCAGGGGGGCUUGCGAAGAUCUCACGGAUGAUAACAGAGAAGGACCAGAUAUGGAAAUGGGCCAGUCUGUUGGACUUGAUGAACAACACCUAUUGGAAGCGAAUGUGGGUAAUACAAGAAUUAGUAGUUGCAAAUGACGUUAUCAUCCAAUGCGGCAAUUCCAAGAUGCACUUUGGGUUGUUUCGAGAUGCUGUAGCGCUUUUUUCUGCGUCUUUCGAGACAUUGAGACCAAAGUUGAUGCAACAUCUGGAGGGACUGCAUCAGGAUAAGAAACACUGGGCACUUGACCCAGACCUGGAGAUCGGCAAUAUUGCUGCGACCCAGGCGGUCGACGCUUUGAGCACGUUCCGCAGAAAUCAGGAUGGUACAUUGCAACAAACCAAGAGCCUGGAAACGCUACUUUGCCUUUUUCAAGACCGCAUCGCUUCGGACCCAAGGGAUAAGGUAUACGCCUUACUCGCCCUGGCAAAGGACGGGUCUUAUUUCAACCCGAAUUACUCGAAAAGCGUCUUUUCGGUAUACAAACAAUUUGUCCAGCACUCCAUCAACACCACUCAGUCGUUGGACAUUAUAUGCCAUCGAUGGGCACGUCAGCCUUCGCCAUCCGGUUCGGAAUCCAGAUCAACUUCAAGAUUACCUUCGUGGAUGCUGCCCGAUGAUGAGUACGAAUACGGUUCACGCAAGGGAGAAGGUAAUCUACUCCGGAGUCGGAAGGCAAGCGAUACUUUCGUUGGCAUCCUAGACAAGAAAUCUUACACUGCUUGUGGUGCAGGAAGUCGCCGAAAACAUCCAGCUGUCGUAUUCCCUGGUACCACAAUGGUAGAUGGCCAGAUGACGGAAAGCACAUGCCUGAUGGCACGUGGUACAGCGAUCGGGUCAAUUACGUUUUGCACUCAAUCUAUGACUGAUUGUGUCAUACCAGGAGCUUGCUUCGAGAAAUUGGGCUUUUCACGCGGGACACGCAACAAGGACAACGCCAGGCUUCAGGAUCGUGUCUGGCGUACGCUUGUUGCCGACCGCGGCCCCGACAACACAACAUGUCCUUCGUGGUAUCCCCGAGCUGCUCAGCAUUGCCUGGAAGGUUGGCUUUGCAACGGACACCUCAACACGGACAGGGCAAUAUACGAGACAGUUAGCUACGCGACGCCCUAUCUUGCACGAGUUCGCAACGUGAUCCGAGAUAGAACCUUCUUCGAACUCAAAUCGAAUAUCCCAGACAGCAAGGAACACAGUACACUCUUCGGCCUUGGCCCAUCGCACGCAAGCGAGGGCGACCUGAUAGUCAUUCUGCACGGCUGCAGUGUGCCAGUGGUCAUCCGCCCAGUCCACAUCGUUUCCGGUUCACAGGGCUACCGAUUUAUCGGCGAAGCGUUCGUGUAUGGCAGGAUGGAAGGAGAAAUUUUCGACACAGAUUAUGAAGAGGUUAUGUACACAUUGGUAUAA
Parastagonospora nodorum SN15 is the source of this 1545-nucleotide messenger RNA. RefSeq lists its product as hypothetical. The coding region runs from base 1 to 1545 and encodes 514 amino acids. The record is from RefSeq and is a predicted model, not a curated record. The transcript is spliced from 2 exons. Lineage: Eukaryota; Fungi; Ascomycota; Dothideomycetes; Pleosporales; Phaeosphaeriaceae.